Messenger RNA from Vavraia culicis subsp. floridensis, 2734 nucleotides. RefSeq lists its product as uncharacterized. The transcript has a single exon. Bases 1 to 2688 code for a protein of 895 amino acids. The record is from RefSeq and is a predicted model, not a curated record. Gene Ontology annotation, molecular function: mismatched DNA binding; ATP-dependent DNA damage sensor activity; ATP binding. Gene Ontology annotation, cellular component: nucleus; MutSalpha complex. Lineage: Eukaryota; Fungi; Microsporidia; Pleistophoridae. Gene Ontology annotation, biological process: mismatch repair.
AUGUCUCGUUAUAACAAAAAAUUUUUGGGCCUUAGAAUGGAAAAAAAACAGAAGUCGCUUCUUGAAUUUCUUUCGUCUCCAGUCAAGCGCACAAAGGAUCACAUCGAUGAAUCGGCAUCCUCUUCACAGAAACUAGUGCACGACUCUCAUGCCUCGCAGAACAAUGAGUUUCUCCUUUCUUCGGAAAUCGACUCUCUCCCCAGCAAUGUUGAUGGCGCGGCAAGGACACCCAAGAGAAGAAAAGGUGAGGCAGGUGAAAAGAGAUACGGAUUUUUGGCAGAUAUCAGGGACAGCAAAGGAAGGCGGGUGAAUGACGAGGGAUACGACAAGAGUACGCUGUACGUCUCCGAUCAGGAUAUGAGUUUGUUGACACCGUUUGAAAAACAGUUUUGGUCCAUUAAAAAGGAUUAUUUUGAUACGAUUGUGUGCUUUAAAAAGGGCAAAUUCUACGAACUGUACGAAGGCGAUGCCGAAAUAGGUGCAAAGCUUUUUGAUAUGAAGAUAGCUGAUCGUGUGAAUAUGAAAAUGGCAGGAUUUCCAGUUAGUUGCUUCGAUAUGUGGGCAGGACGGUUCUUAGAAAAAGGGUACAAGGUGGCCAGAAUUGACCAGAAAGAGAAUAUGAUCGGCAAAAGAAUUAGGGAGAAGGAAGAAAAAGAAAACAACACAACAAACCGAAAGGGCAGGGAAAUAAUCGAGCGAGAAUUGAAAGAGGUCAUAACAUCCGGAACAAUAUACAAUUACAACCACAUCAAAACGGCACAUUCUGUUUAUUUGGCGGUUAUAAAAUACUGUGAGGAUGUGUCGGUGUCCAUUUUGCUCUACGAUGCGUGUAUCAACGAAAUCUGGAUCAAAACGUUUUAUGAGAAAGUUGAGGACAGUGUCAGAACGGUGCUAGCACAAUACAACAUUAAGGAGAUCAUCAGCGAGCGUAAAAUAGAGGGGAGAAAGACGGAACAUCCUAUCAAGGGAGGGUCUGCGAUCGAUUUCCAGCAAAAAUUUGAGGUUAUUGACGAAUACAUUUGCUUCCUCUACCUUGACAAUUACAUGCAAUUUUUGAGACGAGCAGACUUCAAGGAAAACGUUGUGAUCAAAAGAAUGGCAGAUAGGAAGGAUUACAUGGUUAUUGACAGCAUUUCUCUGAAAAACUUAAACAUCAUCGACGAAAAGGUUUCAUUAUUCAACGCCAUAAACCAUUGUUCGACGCCAUAUGGUCAGCGAUUGCUUAGACAAUGGUUGCUCUACCCUCUUGCCGAUGUAAGAAAGAUCGAAGAGAGACAGAGGAUAACAGGUGAAAUUGAGAAGCUGGAGAUUAGAGAUAUUAAAGGUGAAUUGUCCAGGAUUAGGGAUCUCGAUCGACUCACGGGAAAGCUGAAUAAUCGUAACUACACAUCAAAGGACCUUUAUAAUUUACAGGUGAACCUGCAGCUUGCCUGCUCGUUCUUCGACAGAUUCUUCGCUGACAUCGGCUUUUCGCCCGCUCUUUUGCAAAAAUUUAGUCAAUACAGCGACACUGUGUGCGAACUAAAAAAGAAGAUGGAAGAGUUUUCAGAGCAGUAUACCGUCACAGAAAGCGAGAUUAAAUCAUCAGAAAAACAGAAUGACGAGUAUUCUGUCUACACAAAAGAGAUAAAAAACAUCGAACUCAGGCUCAAGGAGUAUUUAGAAAAGCAGAAAGAAAGAUUAAACUGCAAACUGUUGUGUUACAAGGAUCUUGGCAAGGAAACUUUUCAAAUUGAGGUGCCAUCCACUAUUUCGGUGCCAACAAGCUAUUUCUUGGUAUCGAGCACGAAGACAACUAAGCGGUAUUACACGCAAGACUUGAAAGAUAUCAUAAAAGAGCAUGAGGAAUGUUCAGAAAAGAUAUUCCAGGCUAAAGGACUCAUCCUGGUAAAAGCAACACAACAAUUCUUAGAGUCGUAUCCAUUGUUUUACAAAAUAUCCGACAUGUUAUCUGAAAUUGACUGUUUUAUGAGUUUUGCCACCUUCUCUUUGGUACACACCAACUCAACACACACCGAAUUUACCGGAAAUCUUGCGUUCGAAAAUUUGCGUAACCCGAUUUUUCCAAAUUAUUUGGGCAAUGAUUUUAUAUUCGAUGACAGCAAAACGUUACUGCUGACUGGACCGAAUAUGGCGGGCAAAUCUACAUUUCUACGGACCGUUUGCCUGAAUGUUAUUCUAUCACAGAUGGGAAUGAAGGUUACCGCGGACAAAAUGGAAAGUCGGGUGUUCGACCGAAUAUUCACAAGACUGGGUGCUAGUGAUAAUCUUUUGCGCGGUGAAUCGACUUUCAUGGUGGAAAUGAAGGAAACAGGUGUUAUUCUGAACGAGUGCACGCAUGAUUCACUGAUAAUCAUUGAUGAACUGGGCAGAGGAACAUCAACCAAGGAUGGUGAGUCCAUUGCAAGGGCCGUUAUUGAAUACCUGAACAGAAAACAUAUUUAUUCGCUCUUCUCCACGCAUUACCAUCGGAUUGUCGACGAAGUUAAAAACGUAAGAAAGGGAUUUAUGGAUGUGAUUGUUGAUGAGGAUGAUAUCAUCUUUUUAUUUAAGUUACGUGAGGGUGUAUGCCACGAUUCGCAGGGAAUACCUGUUGCUAGACUUGCGGGUGUACCCAAGUCUAUCACGGACAGAGCGAUUGAAGUGAGGAAAAAAAUAUUGGCGGAGAAUUCAGGUGUUUGCAAGUAGAAAAUACGUGUUUUCAUUAGGAAUUCAUGUUCUUAGUAUGUGAAAG